AUGGCUCGUUCCACUCGAAGCUACACACGUCAACUCGCUCGCGAUGGGCUAGAGAUUCCCGCCACCACAUUCCGUCUCAAUCGACUCUGUCUAGAGGUGCGACAGGCCAUCUGGGAGUUCACUCUUCCAUAUCGUCAAGUCCACUACGUCAACGUCAAGUCUUGCAACGACGGAACCCGCGAUUAUCUCCAGAUCGAAUUACCUCCCCUUCCGGUCGCUUUUCACGUCAACAGCGAGUCUCGCUUCACAGCCCGCCGAUGCCUUGAACGAUUCGACCGCCACACACGUCCCAUGACCGAUGGGUCGCCUCGUCCCUACGGUUACUUCAACCCUCGAACCAACUUCCUUCAUAUACCUGAACUCGAAUUUUCUGACGACACCGGGGACCUACUUCCCAGCCUGCCUCGAGUCAAUUUCCCAAACCUCUCGAUUUGCGGCCAUGAAUCCAAUCUCGUCGAGAACACCGUCUAUCAGGACCCCGGAGGCGAGAAAGAAUACUGGAUUACUGAGGCUAUUUCCUCCCGGCCUCUUCCGUCCCAGGUUUUCAUCGCCGAAAUGGCCAUAAUCGGAGGCUUCCGCGCCCACGCCAGGUGCCAGAAAUACAUACCGGUUGGAGACCCGACAGCUACGGAUCGCCCAUACCGUUAUGGAGACAGAGUGUGGAGUUUACUUCAGCAUGCCCCAAACCUACCAGAUAGAGGGUAUUGGGAUGGGAUCUUCCCAAUUCGACAUCUCAUAAUGCCUCUGGCAUGUGACUGUCCUGGUGUGGCGGGGGAAGCAAGGAAGAAGGUGGAGAAAAAGGCUCGUGAGGCAACCGGCCGGAGAACUUGA
This is a messenger RNA of Fusarium vanettenii 77-13-4, 831 nucleotides long. RefSeq lists its product as uncharacterized. The coding region runs from base 1 to 831 and encodes 276 amino acids. The record is from RefSeq and is a predicted model, not a curated record. NCBI's taxonomy places the organism in Eukaryota, Fungi, Ascomycota, Sordariomycetes, Hypocreales, Nectriaceae. The transcript has a single exon.